This is a messenger RNA of Rotaria socialis, 2016 nucleotides long. The record is from the annotation of a GenBank genome assembly. Lineage: Eukaryota; Metazoa; Rotifera; Eurotatoria; Philodinida; Philodinidae.
AUGAGUGGUAUCGACGAGUUUCGUCUGGGUGCAGAAAGUCAACAACAACAACAACAACAACAACAACACAGUACAUACUCUUUCAGUUAUACGGAUGCUCUUUCACUUAGUAUUGGGAAUAUGCCAGAGAUUAAUGUGGAUAGUAUAGCAAAUAAAAAUCGAUCCAAUAAUACAAAUUAUUUAAUGCAUGACUUCAAACCAACUUCUUUAACAUAUACAAUUAUAUUUGGUUUUGUUUGUGCUUUUCUUUGUUUUUUAACAAUUACGGGUAAUUUACUCGUGCUCAUCACUUUUCGUCGUAUAAAAACUGUUGGAAAUCUAUUUAUAUUGAGUCUAGCUACGGCUGAUCUUAUUGUUGGCUGUUUUGUCAUGCCUAUUGCCGGUAUAUAUGCUAUCACGGAAAAAUGGCAGAUGGGUAUUGUCUUAUGUAAAAUUUGGAUAUCAGUGGAUUUCACAGCAUCAACAGCAUCGAUAUUUAAUUUGUUAACAUUAAGUUUAGAUCGUUAUUGGUCAAUAACAUCUCCACUUCAAUAUCUUGGCAAACGAACGCGUACUAGAGCUUUACUUUUAAUAGGUCUUGCUUGGGGUUUAUCUCUUCUAUGGGUUAUACCUAUUUUUAGUUGGCAUCGUUUUAACAGCAGCGAACGCUAUAUUGAACCCGAUAAAUGUGAACCUGAAUAUACACAUUCGAAAGUAUUUAAAGUUUCUACAGCUAUGAUUAAUUUUUAUUUACCACUUCUUGUAUUAAUAUUAUUGAAUGGCCGUAUUUACUAUGAAAUAAAACGUCGUUAUAAAAAUGUUCUUCUGCAAAGACAUUCGACCAAAAUAAAUGGUUCAAUAAUAAAUCAUAAUAAUUUAUAUAGCCAUGAAUUAAAGUAUAGAAGAUACAAUUCAUGUUCGCCAGUAACUGUAACAUUAUGUGAUAGUGAUCGACAAGCAUUUUCUUCGACGACUAAUUAUGCGGAUAAUGAUACUUUCAUUAUGUCAAAUGCGUCACCUCGAUCUCCAUCGCAUGCUUAUGAGCCUGCUUUAAGAAUUAAUUUUAAAGAGAAAAAAAAUCGGCCUAGUGCACCGGCUCGAUUAAGCGAUCAAUCUAAAUCGUCAUUAAAACGUACCCAUUCAUAUAUUGACAAAAAUCAUUGCGCACAAGAUGAACUGACAUGGUUUGCACAACGUCGGGAACAUUCUCAUGCAUCAUUUACUCCACUAUCACCAACUGCUCUAGCGAAUUAUAAAUAUAAUCAUAAUCGUUCUCAUCAUCUUCAAAUUAAGGAAUAUUCUUUCAAAAAUAAUAUAGAUUAUAGUAUUAAUCGAAUGGAUUCAACUAAGCAAAAACUAAAGCAAGAUACAACGAAAACAUCAGCAUUUUAUAAUCAUCAGUGCUAUCCACAAACAUCAUCGAGUCAUCAUGACUCACUAAUGGAUUCAAUGAAAACAUCAGCACCAUCAACUACAAUGAAUGUUUUUAAUUUAUGUCAUUAUUGCUCCGGACCUGCAGCAACAAUCACCAUACAUUCCAAUCCAUUUGCAAAUAACCAUCCGAAUGCAAACAGCGAAUCACGACAAACUCCAACUGCAUCCACAUCGCCUAUUCUUCGAUCCUCAUUGAAGCAAAAUCAACAGUCACAACUAACGAUAUCACCUUUGGAAAGACCAUCAAUUACAAUUACGCCAUCACAUAUAACUCGAGGUUCAACAGCUCAAUUUCAUCACUAUCGAGCAGCAAGUAGUAUUAAACAAUCAACAGUAUGGAAUCAACAAGAAAAAGCCUUUCGACAAUUAUUUGCUAUUGUAUUCGGCUUUACAUGCUGUUUUUUACCAUAUUUUAUUUUAUAUAUGGUUGUUGCUUUUUGCGGUUCGUGCGUAUCUGAACGAGCUGUUACAACUGCAAUUUGGCUUGGCUAUGUUAAUUCAACAAUCAAUCCGUUUUUAUAUGCAUUAUCAAAUAAACAUUUUCGAAGAACGUUUAAUAGAUUAUUGAAAAGAGAUAAUCGGUCACAAUCAUAUUAUAAUUAA